AAAAUAAUAAAAAAUAGCAAGAAAAGCAGCCAAAACUGCUGCCAUCUCUGUGUGCUAAACUGCAUUUCUUAAUUCAACUCGCGGCCCUCAACUGCAGCAGUAUAUCAGUAUUCCAUUUUGCUUUCUCCCCACCACCGAAACAACUAAAUCUGCAUCCCCAGAUUCUUCUUAAAUUAACAACAAAGAGAAAUGGGAAUUUCAUCAGAGAUGACAAGGGAGGAUUCAUGGGCAAAGCGAAGGGAAUCUUUGUUGAUUGCUUCUGCAUAUGAAGAGGACAGAAUUCGCAAGUCUAGGGAAUGUACUCAAGAGGGUGUCCGUGCAGGAACUAAAGCAGCCGCAGUUGCUUGUGUUGCUAGUGCUAUUCCUACGUUGGUUGCUGUGCGGACAAUUCCUUGGGCAAAGGCAAAUCUCAAUUAUACUGCUCAAGCACUCAUCAUAUCUGCUGCUUCAAUUGCUGCGUACUUCAUUACUGCUGACAAGACAAUCUUGGAAUGUGCAAGGAGAAACACUCAGUACGAUAAAUCUGCUUAAGACACUGGCUGGGAGAUCCUAAUGUGUAUUUUGUAUGUGCUCCAUUACUAUGUACUCUGUCUUAAAAUGAUAUCUAUGAAAGUUUUAUGAAUUUCUUCAUCUUUGCACAAAUGUACUAGUUUUGGUUUGCACCAUAUAUGAGUAAUUUUCUUCUUCCUGUGCUUGUGGAGAUUGAAUAAUCUGCAUAUUAACAUCAGAUUUGUGAGAUUUGGUCUUUGAUGAUCAUGGUAAAUA
Messenger RNA from Solanum pennellii, 765 nucleotides. RefSeq names its product early nodulin-93-like. The coding region runs from base 190 to 531 and encodes 113 amino acids. Lineage: Eukaryota; Viridiplantae; Streptophyta; Magnoliopsida; Solanales; Solanaceae. The record is from RefSeq and is a predicted model, not a curated record. The transcript is spliced from 5 exons.